Messenger RNA from Suillus fuscotomentosus, 366 nucleotides. RefSeq lists its product as uncharacterized. Lineage: Eukaryota; Fungi; Basidiomycota; Agaricomycetes; Boletales; Suillaceae. Bases 1 to 366 code for a protein of 121 amino acids. The record is from RefSeq and is a predicted model, not a curated record. The transcript has 3 exons.
AUGGCUACGACAACCCCCACCAGAUCAUCUAGUACCUCAUCCGCUGAAUCUCGUCCUACGUCGCCUGUGCGCCCAAGCAUGAACAAUGGUGAACCAUGGCACGAUGUUCUACCGGAAAAUAUCAUUUUGUGCCUCUGCUAUAAGGCGUUGUGCUUGAUCGCUGUAUCAAAGCCGUCGCUUGAUCACUGGCGUUACCUCAUAGAGCGUCCGAUAAAGAAAGAAUGGAUAGCACACAAGGAAAUGGUAGUAAAUCGGUUUGAAAACAUGAACAUCACGGCGGGUCUGGUUUUGACUACAACUGCUGUUUUUGUAUCUACUACACCUCGCAAGUCAUCUUUAUCUUGUUGGAAGCCUACAAAGUCCUAA